This is a messenger RNA of Sapajus apella (tufted capuchin), 1358 nucleotides long. Its product is annotated as olfactory receptor 3A1-like. The record is from RefSeq and is a predicted model, not a curated record. The transcript has a single exon. Gene Ontology annotation, biological process: G protein-coupled receptor signaling pathway. Gene Ontology annotation, cellular component: membrane. Gene Ontology annotation, molecular function: olfactory receptor activity; G protein-coupled receptor activity. NCBI's taxonomy places the organism in Eukaryota, Metazoa, Chordata, Mammalia, Primates, Cebidae. The coding region runs from base 177 to 1142 and encodes 321 amino acids.
AGUGGGAUAGGUGGUGGUGGCAUUGGGCAUCUCAACCAAGAGCAAGGUAAAGACACUGAGGUGAUGGAGGAGGUCAAUGAGGGAGGGACAGCCUGGGGACCCACCAUGGGAUUUGAACAUAAAUGGUUUAAAACGUUAAUGUGAACUGAGUGGACUGAUGCCUCCCCUGCUGGGACAUGUCCUUACAGAAACUCAUGGAGCCAGAAGCUGGGACCAACAGGACGGCUGUUGCUGAGUUCAUUCUGCUGGGCCUCGUGCAAACAGAACAGGUGCAGUCUGUGGUCUUUGUGCUCUUCCUCUUUGCCUACCUGGUCACAAUUGGGGGCAACCUCAGCAUCCUGGCAGCCGUCUUGGUGGAGCCCAAACUCCACACGCCCAUGUACUUCUUCCUGGGGAACCUAUCAGCACUGGAUGUUGGAUGCAUCACUGUCACUGUUCCCUCAAUGUUGGGCCGUCUCUUGUCCCACAAGCGUACAAUUUCCUAUGACGCCUGCCUCUCCCAGCUCUUCUUCUUCCACCUUCUGGCGGGGACGGACUGCUUCCUGCUGACCGCCAUGGCCUAUGACCGAUUCCUGGCCAUCUGCCGGCCCCUCACCUACAGCACCCGCAUGAGUCAGACAGUCCAGAGGAUGUUGGUGGCUGUGUCCUGGGUUUGUGCUUUCAGCAAUGCACUGACCCACACUGUGGCCAUGUCCACGCUCAACUUCUGUGGCCCCAAUGUGAUCCAUCACUUCUACUGUGACCUGCCGCAGCUCUUCCAGCUCUCCUGCUCCAGCACCCAACUCAAUGAGCUGCUGCUUUUUGCUGUGGGUUUUCUAAUGGCGGGUACCCCCAUGGCUCUCAUUGUCAUCUCCUAUAUCCAUGUGGCAGCUGCGGUCCUGCGAAUUCGCUCUGCAGAGGGCAGGAAAAAAGCCUUCUCCACGUGUGGCUCCCACCUCACUGUGGUUGCCAUAUUCUAUGGUUCAGGUAUCUUUAACUACAUGCGACUAGGUUCAACCAAGCUUUCAGACAAGGACAAAGCUGUUGGGAUUUUCAACACUGUCAUCAACCCCAUGCUGAACCCAAUCAUCUACAGCCUCAGAAACCCUGACGUGCAGAGUGCCCUCUGGAGGAUGCUCGUGGGAAGGCGGGCACUGGCUUGAGGAGGGCACUGGCUUGACUCUUUCUGCCUGUGUCUUUUUGUGCUAAAGGAAUAAUCUUCUAGAGCCAGAAACCAGGAAAAACAUGGUUCAGACCUGUUUCUAUCUCCCUGGGCAUAAGAAGGACUUUUUGUAGGGAAGAAUAGCUAUCAUUUCUUAAAGCAGCCCUGCCCAGUUAUAGGCAGUGGGUGUAGAGGUUCUGCCAAGCCAGCCCCUUAG